AUGGAUUCACUCCUGCAUGCCCAUAAUGGUGACAAUUUCGAAGUAGAUAAGCCAAGUGCAAAGGGAGCCUCAAAAAAAAAAAGAGAUAAGCAGUUAUCGAAGAUCGUGCAUUUCGAGGAUAUUCUUGAAUGGCACGGAGUAAUGGAAUAA
This is a messenger RNA of Sclerotinia sclerotiorum 1980 UF-70, 150 nucleotides long. RefSeq lists its product with no specific name. The record is from RefSeq and is a predicted model, not a curated record. NCBI's taxonomy places the organism in Eukaryota, Fungi, Ascomycota, Leotiomycetes, Helotiales, Sclerotiniaceae. The coding region runs from base 1 to 150 and encodes 49 amino acids. The transcript has 3 exons.